Molecule: messenger RNA, 1842 nt
Organism: Polychytrium aggregatum
Lineage: Eukaryota; Fungi; Chytridiomycota; Chytridiomycetes; Polychytriales
Product: mitochondrial ribosomal death-associated protein 3-domain-containing protein
Exons: 10
Coding region: 278-1672 (464 amino acids)
Cellular component (GO): mitochondrial small ribosomal subunit
Molecular function (GO): structural constituent of ribosome
Source: RefSeq, a predicted model, not a curated record
AACACGUGACCAUGGUCUGUGCUUUUUUUCUCUCUCACCCAAAACGCAAAAGCGCAAGCUGAUCUGGUUCGCCACAGCAACAUCCAGCAGAUCCGCCUGCGUGCCCGUGCGUCUGUCGCCGCGAUCGACAUUGCCCGAGCGCACCCGAGCCUCCAUCCUUUUCGCUUCAGCUGUUUGUCAGCCCUCCCAAGCCAAAUCGAUCGAUCAACGACUCGCUCUCGCUCGGCGCCUCCCUACACCACACGACUACUCAAGCCCACAAAGCGUAGCCACCACCAUGUCUUCGAGAAUGCUUGCGAGGCCGCUGCAAUCUUCUGCGGGAAUCAUGAUCCGCUCGUCCGUGAUGCUGCCGCGGGCACUUUCGCUGCGACCGAUGCUCUCCCUGGCCACUCGAUCGCUGGCCACCGCCCCUUCUCCGGGAGCAAGAUUCGGCAAGCGCGCAGAGCCCGAAGUGAAGCUGCAAGACCUGAAAUUCGAUGAGGAGCUGCGCAUCGCUACCUACAAAACUGCUUCCGGCACCCGCGCAAACGUUGGCGACUUUUUCAAGGCACCACAGUCGUUUAUCAAAGCCCUUCCGGAUUCUCAGCUGCCGAAUGGCAUGCUCCGGCUGAAUCGGCUCAGCGACAAGGAGUCGUCGGCGAUGCUCCGUCACUCUACCCUGGACCUGAUCGAGAUGGCGGAGGAGUCUGUAGAGAAGGGACUCGAGGGCAAGGCUCUGCUUGUCGGAAAGCAGGGCUCUGGAAAGACCUACACUCUGUUUCAGCUUGCGGUUCAUUUCCAGAGCGCCAACUGGAUCGUUAUCUACCUUCCCAAGCUUUCCCAGUGGACUUCGGCAUCGAGCUUCUACUAUUUCAACGAGAGCACCAACCAGUGGGACCAGCCCGAGCUUACGGCGACUGUGUUGGAGUCAAUACUGUCGAUGAACGCAAAGACGCUUGCCGAGGUUAAGCUCGCUGAGCCUGUGCAAGUGGGAAGCAAGAAAGUCGACGAUAACCUCGCCAGCCUGGUCAAAGCUGGCAUCAGCUCGCCGCAGCACUCGACUCUGGUGCUCCAGGCCCUGUUCAAGAUCCUCAAGAGCCAGUCCCCCAAAGUCUUUGUGGCUCUGGAUCAGGUCGGAUCGCUGUUCUCAAGCACCGCAUACCGCACCCCCAAGAGCGAGCCCAUCAUGGCCCACGAGCUGUCGCUCUGCCACGAGUUCCAGAAGUUGUUCCUGGAGUCCAGUUCCUCCAAGAACAGCUUUGUGAUCGGCACCAACGACACCACCGUUGUGCGGAUCCGAUCACCCUACCUUCAGCACUACGCUCGCACCCACGUCCACCGCCCGCUGGGCCGCGACCCCAUCCAGGCCCCAGCCCAGACCCACGAAGCCAAGUUCCACACCCUGGACUCGGCCGCGGACGCCAUGCUCCCGUCGAGCCUGGCCCCGCAUCACCGAGACGCUUUCACCAUCUCGGUGGUGGAUCUGAAGCCCAGCAUCUUCACCGAGAACAAGGUCGUGGUUUGCGAUCUCCCUGUCUACAGCCGAGAAGAGACAGCUGCGAUGCUCAAGUUUUACAAGGAGUCCAGUGUCGCCCACUUUGGCUUUGAGCUCAACGACCACUCGAUCAAGCGCGCACACCUUCUCACCGGCGGAAACGGCCGCCAGCUGAUGAACUACAUCUUUUCUCACUGAGCGGCCGUCGCAGCCGGGAUUCGAGGCGCGAUGCAGCCAGUCCUGAGAAGGACCGAGGGUGGCAAGUGAGAGACAGCGAGGAUGGGUAGCGCCAUUUCUGGAGGCGGCGGGUCCUCUGCCACAGCCAGCGCUGUCGUGUCGAUGAAUAGAGCUGCCCGUCUGUCAUCCAA